CAAUACCCUACUUCAAGAGUCAAGACCAUUGACAUUCAGUCUAAACAGGUGGUUUUUUAUUUUUUGCCAGAACAUUGAGACUGAACACUAAGUUUACUCAUUCAAAACCUUUUUUAAUAGCACUACUAUUAAUUGUCUCUCAGAGCUGCCUUUUGUUUUUUCUCCCUUUUUUCACAAUCCCAGUUUCCAAUCCACCCAUCCAUCACCACUCUCCCAACCUGUUCGCCGUCCACCGCUACCCCUCCCCAUGCAGCCCUUCUUCUUCCUCCUCCGCAUCCUUUUCCUCCUCAUAUUUCUCUCUUCCACUUUUGCCCUCGACUUCCUCUUCAAUUCCUUCAUCGGUACCGCCAACGGCACCAACCUUACCCUCAUAAACGACGCCCGAAUCGACACCUCCACCAUCCGCCUCACCAACGACUCCAACCAGUUCUCCUUCGGCCGCUUCUUUUACCCCACCACCCUCUCCAUGAAGCCAAAUUCUAAUUCCACAUCACUCUCUUCAUUCUCGACAUCCUUCGUUUUCUCUGUCUUACCAGAAAUCUCUACCAGCCCUGGCUUCGGCCUCUGCUUCGUCCUUUCCAACUCUACUUCCCCUCCAGGUGCUCUGGCUAGCCAAUACUUUGGUAUUUUCACCAACGCCACGGACCCUAUCGUGGCUCCCCUUCUAGCAAUCGAGUUCGAUACGGGUCAAAACCCCGAAUUCAAUGACCCUGACGGGAACCAUAUAGGGAUCGACUUAAACAAUAUUAUAUCUGCCCAAACAGCGCCAGCUCAGUACUUCAACUCUUCAAAUGGAAGUUUUGUUCCUUUUAACAUGCGUACGGGCCAAAAUGUCCAUGCUUGGAUUGAUUUUGACGGUGUAAAUUUUGAGAUCAACGUCACGGUUGCCCCUGUGGGAGUAUCGAGACCCCCCAGGCCAACGCUUAAUUAUAAAAAUCCGCUGAUUGCUAAUUAUGUUUCUAGUGAAAUGUUUGUUGGGUUUUCAGCGUCCAAGACUCAGUGGGUUGAGGCACAGAGGGUUUUAGCUUGGAGCUUGAGCGAUACGGGAGUUCUUAGAGAGAUUAACACAACCGGUUUGCCUGUUUUUAUUAUUGAAUCAUCGUCUUCUUCUUUGUCAUCUGGGGCUAUUGCUGGGAUCGUUAUUGGUUGUGUUGCUUUUGUAAUUAUUUGUGGAUCUGGGUGUUAUUUAUUUUGGAGGAAAAUUUUCAGGGAAGAAAGUGAAGAUGAGAUUGAAGAUUGGGAACUUGAGUAUUGGCCUCAUAGAUUUUCUUAUGAAGAGCUUAAACAAGCUACCAAUGGAUUUUCGAAUGAAAAUCUUUUAGGCUCCGGUGGGUUUGGUCGUGUUUUUAAAGCGAAGCUUCCAAACAACACGGAAGUUGCGGUUAAGUGCGUGAACCAUGAUUCGAAACAAGGACUAAGAGAGUUCAUGGCUGAGAUCGAAAGUAUGGGAAGACUCCAACAUAAGAAUCUUGUCCAAAUGCGAGGUUGGUGUCGGAAAGGCAAUGAACUCAUGCUUGUCUAUGAUUACAUGCUUAAUGGAAGUCUUAACCGUUGGAUUUUCGACAAACCCCAGAAGCUCCUCGGUUGGAGACAGCGUCUUUUGGUUCUGGCUGACGUGGCUGAGGGUUUGAACUAUCUACACCAUGGUUGGGACCAAGUUGUUGUUCAUAGAGAUAUCAAAUCAAGCAACAUUUUGUUAGAUUCUGAAAUGAGAGGGAGGCUUGGAGAUUUUGGAUUGGCUAAGUUGUAUGAACACGGACAAGUUCCUAAAACAACCAGGGUGGUUGGAACCUUAGGUUACUUGGCGCCUGAAUUAGCCACGGUGGCGGUUCCUACUGCGGCUAGUGAUGUGUACAGCUUUGGGGUGGUGGUUUUGGAAGUGGUUUGUGGGCGUCGGCCACUGGAGAUGGCGAUGGAAAAGGAGGAGGAGCAAGUAUUGAUGGAUUGGGUGAGGGAGUUAUAUGAAGAAGGAAGGGUAAGGGAGGCGGCGGAUGCAAGGGUUCAACAGGAAUAUGAGGGGGAAGAAGUGGAGAUGGUGUUGAAGCUGGGUUUGGCUUGUUGUCACCCUGAUCCUUUGAGGAGACCCACUAUGAAGGAGGUGGCGGCGGUUUUGGUUGGAGAGGAAGUGGCUGCUGCUCCGGCUGAUUUAUUGAAUGAAUUAGCUUAUGGUGGGAGUACCGUUGGAGAUGACGGUAGCAGCGUUGGAGAAGAUUCUAGAGUGGCGGUGCCACCGGAACCACCAAUGUGAAUACGGUUUCUUUUUUCUUUAAAAAAAUAUUUACGUGGUUGUUGACUUUUUUUUUUUUUUUUUGUUCUUUUACAUAUCGAUUUGAUUAAAUUGU
Molecule: messenger RNA, 2342 nt
Organism: Durio zibethinus
Lineage: Eukaryota; Viridiplantae; Streptophyta; Magnoliopsida; Malvales; Malvaceae
Product: Concanavalin A-like lectin protein kinase family protein
Biological process (GO): protein phosphorylation
Molecular function (GO): protein kinase activity; ATP binding; carbohydrate binding
Source: RefSeq, a predicted model, not a curated record